Messenger RNA from Vigna radiata var. radiata (mung bean), 1296 nucleotides. RefSeq names its product regulator of telomere elongation helicase 1 homolog. The transcript is spliced from 5 exons. Bases 608 to 1021 code for a protein of 137 amino acids. Gene Ontology annotation, molecular function: nucleic acid binding; DNA helicase activity; DNA polymerase binding. Gene Ontology annotation, biological process: negative regulation of t-circle formation; regulation of double-strand break repair via homologous recombination; negative regulation of DNA recombination. Lineage: Eukaryota; Viridiplantae; Streptophyta; Magnoliopsida; Fabales; Fabaceae. The record is from RefSeq and is a predicted model, not a curated record. Gene Ontology annotation, cellular component: nucleus.
UAUGCUCUAACAAUUAAAAUACCAUUUUUAUAAAUUGUAGUUUCCCUCUUAGACUUAAAAUUUCUGAAAUUUGUAUUCCCUCUCACAUUUUCCUCUUUCUGGAAACUUGGUUUUUUCUCUAAAAUUUUCCAAACGCUCACAUUUCUCAAUUUUCCCUAAAUAAGGGUUUCGUUCUCUGAGGGAUUCGCUACCAUUGUUAUCAUGGUGGCUUAAUUCAAACUGCGAAGUGGUUUCUUACAGGAUUGGUGGGUCGUGGGUCUACAGAAGUUGAGUUCGAGGAAGACGAAGACACAAGGGUUUCACGGUGUUCUAACAUGGAAGUCGCGAGAUUGGCGUUCUCUGGUUUUCUCUUUCUUUUCUUUUUUGGGUUCUCCUCUUCGUGAGGCAACUGAUGAAGGAGGAGAAGACGAACCGAGGUUUCUCGCGAUUCUGAGUUUUGUUGCGGCUGGAGGUGGAGCGAUUGCAAUGAUGUGGUUGAUUAUGAAGUUCUCGCACGUGGGUUCUGAGUGUGUGUUUGCAGGUCACGAUGCUGCAAGGGAGGCGUUGUUUACGUGACGACGGAGACGAACUCGCGGUGGUUGAUGGUGGCGGAUGAUGGGAUUCUGCGAUGCAAAAGGUUACAAAAACUCGAAGUUCCCUAGUUCAAUUGCUGCUUUCAAAAAAAUGGUAUAACCAGCAAGCGUCCCGAGUUGUGAAUCAAGUUGUUGGGCAUGUAAUUCGCCAUUGCCAUGAUUAUGGAGCAAUUAUUCUCUGUGAUGAAAGUUGUCUGCAAGCCAAUGCUCCUCAAAGGGUUGCCCUCCCACCUCCCACAUAUACUUCUUUUGCUACAAUGUUUCAGUCAAGUAUCCACCCAACUGCCACAACUCCUUCUGCCUCAUGUUUCACCUAUGACAAUGAGGUUUGUCCCAUUUGCCUUAGCAAUGCGAAAGGCAUUGCCUUCGGAUGUAGACAUCAGAAACAACAAGUACGAGGAUUGAUGGACGAACCUUCCAAGUUGUGCUUAACUAAACUACAAAAUUGAUGGACUGAUGCAGAAGCGAUUCAGAUAUUGAGUUUACAUGCUUGAAGAGUGGGAUGGAAAGGUGUUUCUUCAGAGAAGUAUGAGCAACUUUAAGAAAAUAAAAGUCUAGGAGAGAGUUAAGAGUCUAGCAAGCUUAUGGUGCAUAAGAGCUCGAGUCUUUUUUAGUACAAGACAAUCAUCUAGUGGAAAUAAAAUUUAGGAAGAUUGUGAUAUUUUUUAGGAUAAAAUUAUAUGUACUUUAUUAUGAAUUUUGAGUGUUUAUUGAUUAAGUUGUA